Molecule: messenger RNA, 2172 nt
Organism: Strongylocentrotus purpuratus (purple sea urchin)
Lineage: Eukaryota; Metazoa; Echinodermata; Echinoidea; Camarodonta; Strongylocentrotidae
Product: fibropellin-1-like
Exons: 19
Coding region: 1-2172 (723 amino acids)
Molecular function (GO): calcium ion binding
Source: RefSeq, a predicted model, not a curated record
AUGUGGUACUUCAACGAGUGCGCCAGCAACCCUUGUCGUAACGGAGGAACAUGUAAUGAUGACGUCAACCGUUAUAUGUGCCAGUGCAUGUCCGGAUGGGCAGGAGUUAACUGUCAAAUAAACUUGAAUGAAUGCUUGAGCCAACCUUGUCUACACGAUGGGAUUUGCUUGGACGGAAUAAACAGUUACACAUGUCAGUGUGGAGAUGGAUGGACAGGCACCAAUUGUGGAAUUGACAUCGAUGAAUGUUCCGAUGAACCGUGUGAAAAUGGCGGAGUCUGUGUGGACGGGUUGAACAGCUAUACAUGUACAUGCACUGAAGGAUGGGAAGGGUCAACAUGUGGUGUUAACAAAAACGACUGUGUCAACGAUCCUUGUCAAAAUGAGGGAGCUUGCUUGGAUGGACUGAACAGUUAUACAUGUCAAUGUACGGAGGGAUGGGAAGGAAGCAACUGUGAAAAUGACAUUGAUGAGUGUAGCAGCCAGCCUUGUGGUAAUCAAGGUAUUUGCCAGGAUGAGGAGAACGGUUACACGUGUACAUGUGAGGAUGGAUGGACUGGUACACAUUGUGAAACAGACAUUGAUGAGUGCACCAGCCAGCCUUGUGGCAAUCAAGGUAAUUGCCAGGAUGAAGAGAACGGUUACACGUGUACAUGUGAGGAUGGAUGGACUGGUACACAUUGUGAAACAGACAUUGAUGAGUGCACCAGCCAGCCUUGUGGCAAUCAAGGUAAUUGCCAGGAUGAAGAGAACGGUUACACGUGUACAUGUGAGGAUGGAUGGACUGGUACACAUUGUGAAACAGACAUUGAUGAGUGCACCAGCCAGCCUUGUGGCAAUCAAGGUAAUUGCCAGGAUGAAGAGAACGGUUACACGUGUACAUGUGAGGAUGGAUGGACUGGUACACAUUGUGAAACAGACAUUGAUGAGUGCACCAGCCAGCCUUGUGGCAAUCAAGGUAAUUGCCAGGAUGAAGAGAACGGUUACACGUGUACAUGUGAGGAUGGAUGGACUGGUACACAUUGUGAAACAGACAUUGAUGAGUGCACCAGCCAGCCUUGUGGCAAUCAAGGUAAUUGCCAGGAUGAAGAGAACGGUUACACGUGUACAUGUGAGGAUGGAUGGACUGGUACACAUUGUGAAACAGACAUUGAUGAGUGCACCAGCCAGCCUUGUGGCAAUCAAGGUAAUUGCCAGGAUGAAAAAAACGGUUACACGUGUACAUGUGAGGAUGGAUGGACUGAUACACACUGUGAAACAGACAUUGAUGAGUGCACCAGCCAGCCUUGUGGCAAUCAAGGUAAUUGCCAGGAUGAAGAGAACGGUUACACGUGUACAUGUGAGGAUGGAUGGACUGGUACACAUUGUGAAACAGACAUUGAUGAGUGCACCAGCCAGCCUUGUGGCAAUCAAGGUAAUUGCCAGGAUGAAGAGAACGGUUACACGUGUACAUGUGAGGAUGGAUGGACUGGUACACAUUGUGAAACAGACAUUGAUGAGUGUAGCAGCCAGCCUUGUGGCAAUCAAGGUAUUUGCCAGGAUGAAGAGAACGGUUACACGUGUACAUGUGAGGAUGGAUGGACUGGUACACAUUGUGAAACAGACAUUGAUGAGUGCACCAGCCAGCCUUGUGGCAAUCAAGGUAAUUGCCAGGAUGAAGAGAACGGUUACACGUGUACAUGUGAGGAUGGAUGGACUGGUACACAUUGUGAAACAGACAUUGAUGAGUGCACCAGCCAGCCUUGUGGCAAUCAAGGUAAUUGCCAGGAUGAAGAGAACGGUUACACGUGUACAUGUGAGGAUGGAUGGACUGGUACACACUGUGAAACAUUACACCCCUCUGUAUUAGCCUUGGGCAAGGAUUCAACAUGCAGCGAUGGCCUUGGGCUCAACUACACCCUACCUAUGUUCGAGGUCUGCCGGGAACGCCCCGAUGAGAAUGGGAAGAUGGUGGCUACAAUCCCCAAGAUAAUUCUACGCCGCGGGGACGGAUCAUGUCCCAACUCUGGGAGGGCAAGAUUAUCUGGGUACCGCCAGUGUAGAUUCCCGGACUUCAACGAGUGCGCCAGCAACCCUUGUCGUAAUGGAGGAACAUGUACUGAUGAUGUCAACCGAUAUCUGUGCCAGUGCAUGGCCGGAUGGGCAGGUGUUAACUGUCAAAUAAGUGAGUAA